CCUGGGGAACAUGCGCGUGAAAUUCCCCAGUCUGCGCCUGUUGAGAAUAUUGAGCCCAGUCUGGUCUAGGUGUACAUGUACAUAAUAUAGACCAGUUCUUAGAUAUAUCAAAAGAAUUUACAGUAAUAAACCUCGAUCAAUUAUUCAAAGAGUUCUUACCGUCAGUCUGUGAGCCUCUGGUCGUGACCACUCUCUGGGUUUCUGUACGUACUUUCUCCGGGACGUUUGUAUUACUUUGACCAAACAUUCACUGCUGCUUUCACACGAACUCAAAGUAUACGGAAGUUGCCUCUUUUGGAUAAUGUGUUAAAUUGAAAUAAACAGAUGCGGCAGCGAAUUUAUGGAAUUAUUUAGUUUCGAACUGCGACAAAGGGCGUGCGCCUGGAUUAUUAAUGGACGAAUCGGGCAGAAGAUUGGAUGCACUACAACGCGGGGUGCGCGGCAAUCUCCAGGCGACACAACGUGUGUAUUUGGAUGUAAUGAAAUUUGGAAGGUGACUCCGCUAUUUGUAAUUAAGUGUUAGUUGUCUUUACAAUUAUCAUUUAACAUUUGUCGCAGGUUUAUAAACUUUUGUGAAAUUCAACACCCUUUCUACUCGUGGGAAUGUUUUCCGAUGUUGGAAAUUGCGCGAUGUCCUCUGAAUGAAGCCACAUGUUUCUUAUUAGCCGUCAAGUGCCGCAGUCUUGAAAGUUUCACCAAAACAUUAUUUUCAGACGGUGGUUUUUAAUAAUUUGGAAUGGCUGAAUUUAAUGAAGUAUUUGAGCCUCUAAAGAAAAGUACAAACCAUAAGAAGAAAUACAGCACCACUUCCAAUGAUACCUCACAGAGAGUUAGGCGGAUCCACGUCCGCGCUGCGCGGAGGAAGAAGGACCGCUGCUUUCAUUAUUUGGCGGGGGUCCUACACUGCUAUAAUGUCUUUCUGUUGGUCCUGGGAUCUGGAGUGGUUGGAUCGGGGAUAUGGCUGCUGGUAAAGGAUUACAAUGCCCGGGAGCUGUCCGCCCUCUUCAACAUUUUUCAUCUGGAAUACAUGGCCUACUUUCUGACCUGCGGGGGCGGGGCCGUGUUCAUCCUCGCCUUUUGUGGAUGUUGUGGGACGAUGAAGAAAGAGAAGUUUGUUCUUGGAUUUUAUGGUGGAGUGCUGACGUUGGUACUAGCCUUGCUGGUUGGUGGGAGUGUAAUGGGAUUUAUUCUAAAAGGAAAACUUGAUGAAGACAUUAAGAUGCAGUUUCAGUAUACACUGGAGAGACAGUAUGGCGUUGAUCUAAACAAAAAUUCAGCAAAUAAUCUUAUAACAGACGCCUGGGACGCCAUGCAGAGAACGCUCAAAUGCUGCGGUGCGUAUGGAGACAAAGAUUCACAAACGUCCUGGGCAUUUUAUAGAAACACAGAUUGGUACAUAAAGCGCCCGACCCAUAUAAUGUAUCCAUUUGUACCCAAGAGCUGCUGUGUUCCUGGGAUGAGCGUAUUUGACUGUCAGGGAAUCAGGAACGAAUUUAACGGUUACCCCGUGAGGGCACCCCCGCCCGCCAGGGGUACAGUGGAGAACCCUAGCUUGUAUAAGGAGGGCUGUUACGAUAAGGCGUUGGAGUAUAUCAAACAACACUCCUUAUACAUUACAAUAGGAUGUGCUACUGUGCCAUUGCUUUUGUUGGUUGGAAUCGUUGUUUCGUGUUAUAUGUGCUGUAUCGUUAAAAAUGACGACGAUGAUGAAGAUGAAGACGAGGAAAAUGAGGCACAUGUUUGAUGACAUUGUCAUUAAUUAAUCAUUCCGUCCGGGGUCGUGACCUCUUUAUCUAGUCUUCCAAGGUAAAGGACAAAGUGCCUAAAUGAUACUGCAUUCAAUGUGACAGAGUUGGUAAAGGAUAUAAUCCUUCCUUUGACAGAAUGCAUAUGAGGAAUUUUGUCUGACGAUGGGUUUAAUCAUUAAAAUAAUGACCGCUGUCAUUGUCUCGUUGUCAUGGGAAUAAUAAUGUGUUCACAAAUUUGUGAAGUCCAUUUGUGUUAAACUAUCGUCGGCAAACAUUCCACUGGUCAUCAACUCAUAAGAACAUCGGAGUGUCGCUAGGGACAGUCUAUGUUUCUGCUGCCCAGUGACGCUCAUGGAAAAGCUAAAAUGUUUCGGACGGGAGCUCGCGUGAUUGGUUGUAUUUAUUACACAUACCAAAAGAUAUCAAAUUGUCCUCUGAGAAUCUGUGGCAGAACAUUGGCGGGAAUCAUUCACGAGGCAUUUAUAUAAGGAAUGGAUAAUGCAUUUUACGGAAUGAAUAAGUAUGGAGUAGAGACUUUGGGCAUGCAAAUAAAAUUGCUUAUGCAAUAGGACUAUAUUAGACUCCGGUUCUGGAGUCGCUGUUUGUACACGUCACUGUUAAGGCGAUCACUGAGUGAUUCGAUAUACUCCACGGUGCCAUCAUUUAGAAGAUAAAAUAAUUAACAUCAUUGUUUAUUAUGUUGUGGGUUUCCAGAUAUUCCUGAAUUUAUCUGCAGGAUUGAGCUAAUUUUGAUUAAUUUCUUUUUGUGGUAAUUUUUUUUUCAACAAGAUUUCUUUAGGUUUUAAAGACAAAUUCGCCAUGUUGUGGUUUCCUUCAGAGAGAUUCUCUGCUAUUUAUUAAUUGAUACUCGACGUUAUUUUUUUCAAUUUUUUUUUUUCAUUCGAGAAUUUCAAGUUGUGUUUUAACUUUUGAAAAGGUUUUCAAUUAUUUGCAUUGCUGCAAAGCUGUAAAUUUUGUGUAUUUAUAAAACGUGCAUGAAAAUGGACGGUGCGAGUGACUUACUUUUGGUUGAGUCUGAGAGCGAUUGAAAUAAGUUCUUUUUAAAAUAUUGGCAAUUUCAGAUUUGUUUCUGAUGUGCAAGUUAUGAACCAUUUUAUCUUGUGAUUAUUAGGGACCAUUUUUUUUUUUGGGACCAAUUGUGAAAUAGUUUACAAAGUGAUUGUGCAAUUUAUUGAAGUUUUAAUGCAUUUAUGAUUUUUAUUAAAAGUUCUGUUUUUGUUGGGUAUUCCUUUCUCUACAUACCUUUAUUUAUGAAAUAUGAAUGUAUUUUCAUGAUAAUAAAAGUAUUAAAAAGCA
Saccostrea cuccullata (small rock oyster) is the source of this 3065-nucleotide messenger RNA. Its product is annotated as tetraspanin-18-like. The record is from RefSeq and is a predicted model, not a curated record. The transcript has 10 exons. Bases 737 to 1744 code for a protein of 335 amino acids. Gene Ontology annotation, cellular component: plasma membrane. Lineage: Eukaryota; Metazoa; Mollusca; Bivalvia; Ostreida; Ostreidae.